Messenger RNA from Trypanosoma theileri, 492 nucleotides. RefSeq names its product transcription factor. Gene Ontology annotation, cellular component: nucleus. The transcript has a single exon. The record is from RefSeq and is a predicted model, not a curated record. NCBI's taxonomy places the organism in Eukaryota, Euglenozoa, Kinetoplastea, Trypanosomatida, Trypanosomatidae. The coding region runs from base 1 to 492 and encodes 163 amino acids. Gene Ontology annotation, molecular function: DNA binding.
AUGCCGCGAGGUCAGAUUAUGACUGGGCAGGAUUGGGAGCCGCAGGUAUUUAACUUCCAAAACAGGAAUUCUGCUGGUAAGAGACCUGGCCGUGUGAGCGAGGCUGAGGCAAACCGUGUGGUACAGCGUGGAGGAGAUGUGGAUGUGAUGAAGAAGGAACACUUCCGCGCGAAUACUCAAAAGGCAGGUCCUGGUGCUAAUGCCAAGAAGUUAGAUGAAGACAAUGAAACGUUAAAGGUAAAACGAGUCGAUAACAACCUUCGUAUUGCCAUUCAGAAGGCGCGGCAGAGUAAAGGUUGGACUCAACAGGAUUUGGCCCAGCGCAUUGCUGAGCGUGUGGGCGUUGUGACAGAGUAUGAAAAUGGUAAGGCUGUGCCUGAGGAACGUGUGCUGGUGAAGAUGGAGAAAGCAUUCGGUAUUCAUUUACGUGGUGUGAAGGCAGGUCAGCCAUUUGGACAUGCUCAACAGCAGCCGGUGAAAAAGGCACCUUGA